UGCUAACAUCUGAAAAUCGGCAACUGAUGAUACCACUGUCUGCUUUACUAUCAAAACUAACCAACCUGAAGUCAGCCUAAUUUUUGGUGGUAAAAAUAGGUUCCUCUCACUCUCCAGGGGAGAGUUAGCACUUUCAAGCCCACCGUUGUCUUAGAGGUCACGUUGGUAGCGCGUGAUUCCCGUCAUACAAAGGCUAUUUAUAUCAAAAUUUUAAAGCACCUUUCGGUAGACGACGUAGUAAAGAAACAUGGCAGCGUCGCCGACAUUUCAAACGCCAACCACGGUAUUGAAUUUUGAAGAUAUUGGAAGUUCCCUUCUCAACCGAACUUUAGUGACUAUCACAUGCUCUUUGUCGCUUCUCGGAGCCUUGUUAAUCAUCGUGACGUAUAUUGCCUGGAAGGACGUGAGGUCGUGUUCGAGACAAAUCCUGGUGUACAUCUCCAUCGCUGACAGUGUUGUAGCUGCAAGUUACAUGAUCGGAGUACUGCUACCAGACAACGCUAACUCCACCGCCUGUGUCACUCAGAGUUUUUUCUCCACCGCUGCGAAUCUAUGUUCCUUCUUUUGGACUCUCUUCUUGUCCAUAUAUUUGUACGCAGCAGUAGCGAGACUAACUCCUGCAAAGAAUUUUCUUUGGUUUUUCCACAUAAUUGGUUGGGGUUUCCCACUGUUUAUUGUAGUGCUAGCUUGGGAGAAGGGCGCCCUUGGAAAUGACCGAGAUAUCUACAGCUCUGGUUGGUGUUGGAUCCGAGUACAGGACAAUAGCAACGAUGAUGUGAUAUGGAUGUUGGUAACAGGAAAAUUUUGGGAGAUAGCUGUAUUCAUACUUAUUUUGAUUUUCUAUGGCUUGCUGAAGUGUCAUCUCCGCACAGAGGUGAAAAUGGUUCCAUGCCGCGUCAAGGAAGAAGCGAGAAAGGCUGAUAAACAGUUAACACUUGUUCCUGUAAUUUUUCUAUUUUUACGAUCCUGGAGCAUGAUUCGCUUCUGUAUUUACCUGGUUUCAUCUGCACAGCAAUCGCAAUCAUUACUUGAUGCUCAGGAAAUUUUGAUUUAUUUACAGGGUGUAUGCAACAGUGCUCAAGGCUUCGUCAACUUCCUUUUGUUUUGGUUAUUUACCACGAAAUUCCAGAAUAAUUUGCGAAGAGUAGCACACAAAUACUGCCCAUGUUUGCGAGACAAAUAUACAUUCAUUCCCGGAGAGUGUAUAAACGUGGAAUACUCAAAUAACAGCCGUUAUCCACAGUAUUCAGACACGGGAGAAACCUCUGCGAUAUUUAAGACAUCAGAUUUCUACGGUCCAAAAUAUUCCUAUUACACUGUAAGUUUGUUAACGUCGAAUACAUCUAAAUUAACACGGUAGGAGCCUGGGAAGGAACGGAGGGUUUGUCUCUAUGACCUCAUGCGGUGAUGGUGUGAAAUUCUCAAAGGAAAUCACAACACAUUUUGAGCGCUUGAAUCUAACUAAUUUUCACAUAAAAGGUGUUUUACACUGAAUAAGUUCAUAUGCUAUGUAAGCUAGGUUCGAAUUAGGAUAGAGCUGGAUGUGAUUUAGAUCGUGAUCACAAGCUGUUAUUCUUAGCAUGCUGCUUCGUUUCCAAGCUCAGUUAUUUUUUUACUGUAUUAUUUCCUACGAUGAAAAGCGAGAAAUGGGGAGUGCGGUACUUGAUGGAAUCUAACCAUGCUCCAAAUGAGAUAGGUUAAUCAUUAUCUGAACAAGUGGUAGGGUGACUGGAAAGAAAAGGGCGGGAAGACGGAGAACGGGAUAGGGGACAUUCUCAUUCCCAGACUCCCCUCCCCCAUUCACGAGGAGCAAUCCUUUUUUUUUAGCAAGUAAAGACACUCAUUUCAUGUGUAUAUAGGUUGUGAUAUAAUGAAAACAGUCAAUAUUAUAUUCUGAGAAUAUGUUAAAGCGACUGGUCAUCAGCCGAAACGUCGUCUUGUCGCUAACUGUUUUGCGAAGAAUGGAUCAAAAUUGACUGAAUAGAUUACACCAUAACUCAAUCAGAUUUUGAAACCAUUUUGUAACUAAGUGACAAGAAAUUGACGUUUUUAGGUAAUGUAAUUUUCAUGUCCAUUUUAUGUUGUACUUACAAAGAGACACAUGUAUCAGUGGUUUGUCAAAAAAAAGGUGAACUUUUAAGCGUUAAGUGCCAAUGCACGGGGUAUAUUUGUGUUAAAUGACCGAAAAUUGUAUAUAAGGAAGGAAAUCAAAUAAAGUGAG
This is a messenger RNA of Pocillopora verrucosa, 2221 nucleotides long. Its product is annotated as G-protein coupled receptor 157-like. The record is from RefSeq and is a predicted model, not a curated record. Gene Ontology annotation, molecular function: G protein-coupled receptor activity. Gene Ontology annotation, biological process: adenylate cyclase-activating G protein-coupled receptor signaling pathway; cell surface receptor signaling pathway. Lineage: Eukaryota; Metazoa; Cnidaria; Anthozoa; Scleractinia; Pocilloporidae. Gene Ontology annotation, cellular component: plasma membrane.